AUGAACAGAUCACCCGGUGAGUUUCAAAGGUACGCAAAGGCGUUUCAAAAACAGUUGUCUAGGGUACAGCAGCCCGGAGGCAAGGGCAAAAUGCCCUCCCCAGGGGGAGCAUUUGCAGGGAUUAGUGGUUUGAUUUUGCUUGGAGGUGGUGCUCUUUUAGUGAAUAAUGCGCUAUUUAAUGUGGACGGUGGUCAUAGAGCCAUUGUUUAUUCCAGGUUGAAUGGUGUCUCCACCAGGAUUUUCAACGAAGGUACGCAUUUUAUCUUCCCUUGGAUCGACACCCCAAUCAUCUUUGAUGUGAGAGCCAAACCUCGUAAUGUUGCGUCUUUGACGGGUACCAAAGACUUGCAAAUGGUGAAUAUCACUUGUAGAGUGCUUUCUAGACCAGACGUGGGACAACUGCCUACCAUAUAUAGAACUUUAGGUCAGGAUUAUGACGAAAGAGUUCUACCCUCUAUUGUCAACGAAGUUUUAAAGGCUGUCGUAGCCCAAUUCAAUGCGUCGCAACUAAUCACUCAAAGAGAAAAAGUUUCUCGGUUGAUUCGUGAGAACUUGGUUCGUCGUGCAAGCAGAUUCAAUAUCUUGUUAGAUGAUGUUUCCAUUACAUACAUGACCUUUUCGCCUGAGUUUACCAAUGCUGUAGAAGCCAAGCAAAUUGCUCAACAAGAUGCCCAGAGAGCGGCAUUUGUGGUUGAUAAGGCUAGACAAGAAAAGCAAGGAAUGGUAGUGAAGGCACAGGGUGAGGCCAAAUCUGCAGAGCUGAUUGGUGAAGCCAUCAAAAAAUCGAAAGAUUACGUGGAAUUGAAAAGAUUGGAUACUGCCAGGGACAUUGCCAAGAUCCUGGCCAACUCUCCUAAUAGAGUCGUCUUGGAUAAUGAAGCAUUGUUAUUGAACACAAUGGUAGACGCGAGAAUUAACGAGAGGAGCAAAUAA
Saccharomyces eubayanus is the source of this 933-nucleotide messenger RNA. It is a transcript of the gene PHB2, whose product is annotated as prohibitin subunit PHB2. Gene Ontology annotation, biological process: mitochondrion organization. Gene Ontology annotation, cellular component: mitochondrion; membrane. The transcript has a single exon. NCBI's taxonomy places the organism in Eukaryota, Fungi, Ascomycota, Saccharomycetes, Saccharomycetales, Saccharomycetaceae. The coding region runs from base 1 to 933 and encodes 310 amino acids. The record is from RefSeq and is a predicted model, not a curated record.